Molecule: messenger RNA, 1455 nt
Organism: Trematomus bernacchii (emerald rockcod)
Lineage: Eukaryota; Metazoa; Chordata; Actinopteri; Perciformes; Nototheniidae
Product: arachidonate 15-lipoxygenase B-like
Exons: 10
Coding region: 1-1455 (484 amino acids)
Biological process (GO): linoleic acid metabolic process; lipid oxidation
Molecular function (GO): oxidoreductase activity, acting on single donors with incorporation of molecular oxygen, incorporation of two atoms of oxygen; iron ion binding
Source: RefSeq, a predicted model, not a curated record
AUGGGUGAGAUGAAGCUAUGGGGACUUGCUGAUUCCAAAGAGAACUGGACUGAUCUUGAUCAUAUCAAGGCAAUAUUAUGGACCAAGAACUCCUUAUCAGGCCGGGUCCAGGAACAUUGGAAAGAGGACGCUUUCUUUGGCUACCAGUUCCUAAAUGGUGUCAACCCCAUGUUGAUCCGACGUUGUUCAGCUCUGCCCAACAACUUUCCUGUCACUGAUGAGAUGGUCUUCUCCGGAGGUCUGUAUACCUUGGUAGAGGAAAUGAAGAAAGGCAACAUAUUCCUGUGUGACUACAAGCUUCUGGAUGGACUGACACCAAACAUCAUUGAUGGGAAGCAGCAGUACAUGGCGGCUCCCCUCGUCCUGCUCCAUAAAACACCUCAUGAUGAGCUGAUGCCACUCGCUAUUCAGCUGAAGCAGACUCCAGCAGGAGACAACCCCAUCUUCCUGCCUACUGAUUCUAAGUACGACUGGUUGAUGGCCAAGAUUUUUGUGAGAAGUGCAGAUUUCAACCUGCAUGAAAUCAAUGGUCACCUGCUGCGGACACAUCUGCUGGCUGAAGUCUUCACAGUGUCACUGAUGCGCAAUGUGCCAAGAGAACAUCUACUGCAUAAGCUGCUCCUACCUCACAAUCGGUACACUCUGGAAAUCAACGUACUAGCUCGAAACCACCUCAUAUCUGAGAAUGGAUCUUUCUCACAGUUUGUAUCUUCUGGUGGAGAGGCUUUGAAGACCAUCCUGAAGCGAUCACUGUCCUCAUUGACCUACAGCUCCCUCUGCAUACCAGAGGACAUCACUGAGCGUGGCCUGGAGGCUGUGCCCAACUUCUACUACAGGGAUGAUGGACUCAAGCUCUGGGGUAUCAUCCAAAGGUUUGUGCAGGGAAUGCUCAGCUUCCACUACGAGAGUAAUGCCGAGGUUUGGAAGGACGAACAUCUGCAGGAUUGGAUUUCAGAAAUCUUCAAAUAUGGAUUUCUUUCCCGAUCAUCAACAGGGAUCCCACAGAGCUUCACCACUGUGGCAGAGUUGGUGAAGUUUGUCACCAUGGUGAUCUUCACCUGCUCAGGACAGCACUCAGCCGUGAACACUGGACAGUAUGACUAUGGUGGCUGGAUGCCCAACGCUCCCUCCACAAUGCAACUUCCUCCACCAACCAGAAAGGGGACAACAAGUGAGGAAACAAUGCUGCAGACAUUGCCUAACAAGGGUCAGACAGCUAAAGCAAUGGUCACCUUGUGGCUACUCAGCCACUUGGGCAAGUGCCCAAAACUUCCUGUACAUCUUGGCCACUACCCUGAUGCCGACUUUGACGACACGACCCCCUACGAGCUGAUGAAGGCCUAUCAAGGAGAGCUUCAAACAUUGAGUGCACACAUCCGUCUUAGAAACGUGCCCCUGAAGGUCCCAUACACAUACAUCGAUCCAGAAACGGUAGAAAAUAGUGUGGCUAUCUGA